This is a messenger RNA of Epithele typhae, 552 nucleotides long. RefSeq lists its product as uncharacterized. Gene Ontology annotation, biological process: mRNA splicing, via spliceosome. Gene Ontology annotation, molecular function: mRNA binding; U1 snRNA binding. Gene Ontology annotation, cellular component: U2-type prespliceosome; precatalytic spliceosome; U1 snRNP. The record is from RefSeq and is a predicted model, not a curated record. The transcript has 3 exons. NCBI's taxonomy places the organism in Eukaryota, Fungi, Basidiomycota, Agaricomycetes, Polyporales, Epitheliaceae. The coding region runs from base 1 to 552 and encodes 183 amino acids.
AUGCCCGGCACCCACUUGCUGCCCCCAAAUCUCCUCAAGCUCUUCGCCCCUAGGCCUCCCCUGCCCUAUACCCGCCCGCUCGACAGGGACACCGACCGCGUCCGGCCUAAAAAUGUCGAUGGUGUCGCCAGCCUCAUCGCUCAGCUCCGCGAGGCCAAGACGCAGGGCAUGAUGGAGUCCGGGAACACGGGAGAGGGCGAGGGCAUGGAAGAAGGCGAGGAGCCCACUUUCACUCUUGCCGAGGAGACCAAACGCCAGCUCCGGAGGGAGGAGAGGAAGAAAAAGAAAGCCGAGGACUUCCAGCGUUGCAAGGAAAACUACAAGCCUUCAGAGGACGCCGAGGCUGCUGGCGACCCGUAUAAAACGCUGUUCAUCUCGCGUCUGCACAAGAGUGCCACGGAAAACGAUCUCCGGAGAGAGUUUGAAACUUUUGGCAGCGUUGAACGGGUGAGGAUCGUCCGGGACAAGAAUGGGCGCAGCCGAGGCUACGCGUUCAUCGUCUUCGAGCGGGAACGUGAGAUGAAAGGUAACGACCACCCUCCUUGCGUCUGA